AUGAAGUUUGCAAAGGAAUUGGAGGAUGAAGCCGUUCCAGAGUGGAGGGUCAAGUAUCUGGACUACAAGGCAAGCCUCAGAAUGUACAACCCUCAUGUGGACUUAUCAACUAAUUUGUACCAGCAAGGGAAGAAGAAAAUCAAGGCCAUUUCAAGAGCCCUGCGAAAUCUCAACCGGACGCCUGGUUCUCCGGUCCGGCCUGCUUUACUUCCCGAAGACAACUUAGAAAGAAUCCCCUUUACUCACUAUGACUUCUACCGACCGCGGCCGACUACCACUCAAACUACUCGAUCGCUGCCUGAGGUGGAAGGGAUCGAGCGGGAGCGAGCUGAAGAUCCAUACCAACGGCCUGAAACUGCACAGGCAAGCCGGACUUUGUUCGCGCAUUCGCCUCCUAUCCUCGUCCCCCACACACAAGGUGCAAGUGACGCGCCAACGCCGGAGAGAAGACCAUUACAUGAUGACCAUGGAUACACGUCUAGCCGAAGACGGAUGAAGAACUACGGGAGCAUUGUCGGCACUCCAUCACCAGAGGAGACGCCUGGACAAUUUGCGGCCCUUGAAUUGCCAGAUCCUGCGCUCACACCGACUCGAACUCGAAUCGACACUGACGAAGGAAUACCGCCCGCUGUCGAUGGUCUCCAUCUACCCGAGGCGGCGCAGGUACCCUCCGCUCCUGAUCCCUAUCAUGUCGGUGAAACCACCUCACCUCACAAACACAAUAUUGGGGGAAGUCUUACCAAAGCCAUGUUCAAGCGCCGACACGCCGACAAGAGUCAAUCAAUAGCUGGUACGAAGCCGAAUACACAUCCCCGUUCUAGGCUCAGGAGGUUCUUCUCCGCGUAUCCUUUAGACGAGCCCGGGGCGAGUGAUGUUCAGCUUGAAGCCUACAGAGAUCUCGAUGGCAAACAGGCCGAUUUCUUUACGUUCUUAGACAAGGAGCUGGAGAAGAUCGAAUCGUUCUACAAAAUGAAAGAGGAGGAGGCGACAGACCGUUUAGGGAUUCUUCGGAAUCAAUUACACGAGAUGAGAGAUCGCAGACUAGGGGAGAUACUGGAAACGCAGAAGGCCAUGGAAACCUCUGAGCAACCUGCUGGGGGUGUCGGGUUGCCUUCGAAUGAUCAGUCGAGAACCUCGAGCAAGGAGAACGCGUACCCCAACGGCAACGGUUCAGCCUUCAUCAAGAAACCCAUUGGGGAGGCUCUAGGGCGUCGAACCGCCAUCGGUAAGACCUCACAAGCGAUGCAGCAACUGAGUUCUCCUCCCGGCCCUAAGGCACGGAGGUGGAUCAAGGAUGCCAAUCAAGACUACGUUCGACACAAGCGUCCAAACGACGUCCCAUAUAGAUUCGCGAAGAGACGGCUCAAGCAGGCAUUGCAAGAGUACUACCGAGGGUUGGAGUUACUCAAAUCUUACGCCUUGUUAAACCGCACCGCUUUUCGCAAGAUAAACAAGAAGUACGACAAGCUCGUACAGGCCAGACCAACGCUUCAAUACAUGUCGGAGAAGGUGAACAAUGCUUAUUUCGUACAAAGCGACGUGGUCGACAACCACCUCAUUGCGGUCGAAGAUCUAUAUGCUCGAUACUUUGAACGUGGAAACCACAAGAUGGCUGUCAGAAAGCUUCGAUCCCGGUCAGGAGUCGGCGACCAGUCAGGAACCACUUUCCGUAAUGGCCUCUAUGUUGCAGCAGGCACUUGCUUUGGCAUAUCCGGACUCGUUCAAGGUGCGAAGCUACUGUUCGACCAGGAUCCAACAAUAUCGACAAAUACGAGCUACUUGCUGCAGCUCUAUGCCGGCUACUUCCUCGGCCUGCUUCUGUUUCUUCUAUUUUGUCUUGACUGCCGAAUCUGGACCCAGGCACAUAUCAACUACGUUUUUGUAUUCGAGUUCGACACUCGGCAUGUCCUCGACUGGCGGCAAUUGUCCGAACUGCCAUGCUUCUUUUUGUUUCUGAAUGGGUUGUUCCUCUACAUCAAUUUUCAACAAGCCCCUGGCGCUGGGUUCUACCUUUACUGGCCAGUCGUGCUAAUCGCUAUCACACUGAUCAUGAUGGUCCUUCCGUUCAAGGCUCUGUACUACAACGCAAGGAGAUGGUGGGGGUAUUCGAACUGGAGACUUCUGCUUGCUGGCCUCUACCCUGUGGAGUUUCGGGACUUUUACUUAGGUGACAUGUACUGCUCCGAGACUUAUGCUAUGGGGCAGAUUGAAGUCUUCUUCUGUCUCUACGUCAACGACUGGAACAAUCCGGUGCAAUGCAACUCGAGCCACUCCCGUCUGCUGGGCUUUUUCAGCGCCCUUCCGGCCAUAUGGCGUUCUUUCCAAUGUCUACGCCGAUACUAUGAUACACGCAACUGGUUCCCUCAUCUGGCCAACUUUGUCAAAUACCUCGGCAACAUUUCUUACUAUAUGACAUUGUCGCUCUAUCGCAUUGAGAUGAAUAGCCGGUUCAGAGCGGUGUUCAUCACAGUUGCCGCUGUCAAUGGUGUCUACGCUUCCUUUUGGGACGUGUUCAUGGACUUCAGUCUCGGAAACCCGUGGGCUAAGCAUCCAUUCCUACGCGACCAACUUGCGUACAAGCAAGUCUGGGUCUACUACGUGGCGAUGAUAUUAGACGUCGUGCUUAGACAACAAUGGAUCCUGUACGCGAUUUUCACGAGUGACGUGCAGCACUCGGCGUUCAUGUCCUUCUUUGUCAAUCUGGCCGAAGUCCUCCGCAGAGGCAUGUGGUCUUUGUUCCGUGUCGAGAACGAACACUGCAACAAUGUGGGCAAGUUCCGCGCCUCAAGGGACAUCCCAUUGCCCUACGACAUUCCCGAGUCUCCUGGAGUGCCAUCCAAGACCUCCUCGUCACUUGCUCGAAGGAGACAAAACCCAACUCUCCUAGGUGAGGAGCCAGCCCAGCCCGACUUGCACCACACAACCGGAAUCGACGUUGAGGAAACUGCGGUGACCGUCUCGCCGUCACUCCGCCGCCGGAGGACAUCGACGUCUUUGACACCGCGCAUGACACCACGCACCCCGGGAAUGCGUGCCUUGCAACGCGUGGGCACGGUGAUCGCGGCCGCACACGCACAAGAUUUUGAGAAGCGCCGUAGACCCGAGGUGGAAGGAGCCGAAGGGGCAGGCGACGGAAGUCUGGAUGCUGGCGGUAGCAGUGACGACGAUGACGACGAUGACGACGUCGUCGCCGAGGACGAUGGUGGAGACGAAGAGCUUGCGGAGCUUCAACGUCAGGAGCGACAGGAACGGGAGAUGGAUGAUCGAGAGAUUGCAGAAGUUGACCGGCUGACAAGUCAAGCGAGGGAUAGCGGUAGUUAA
Messenger RNA from Capronia epimyces CBS 606.96, 3321 nucleotides. RefSeq lists its product as uncharacterized. Gene Ontology annotation, biological process: cellular response to phosphate starvation; phosphate ion transport. Gene Ontology annotation, molecular function: inositol hexakisphosphate binding. The transcript is spliced from 2 exons. Lineage: Eukaryota; Fungi; Ascomycota; Eurotiomycetes; Chaetothyriales; Herpotrichiellaceae. The record is from RefSeq and is a predicted model, not a curated record. Gene Ontology annotation, cellular component: Golgi apparatus; cytoplasm; plasma membrane. Bases 1 to 3321 code for a protein of 1106 amino acids.